UUCGCCGAUGUUGACGUCGUAAGCCGACGGUCGUGGUUACGAAUUUGCCGCACCCCCCCCCCCCAACCCUCGGCGCCAGGCUCCUGCUACAAGGACACCCUCUUGGACGACAAACGCAACGUGCAGUCGACGGAAUUUGAUGGUGGGCGCAGGAGGCGGCAGCAACGGCAGCAGCAACGGCAGCAGCAGCAGCAACGGCAGCAGCAAUGGCAGCAGCAGCAGCACACACACAGCUACCAGGCCACCGGUCGCAGGCCAUCGGCCGCCAAGGAGGCCACUAUCGGCGGCAGGGACCGUCCGUCGCCGCCGCCGCUGCCGCUGCUGCUGCUGCUACUGCUGGCGGGCCUGACCUUGGCGGCGUUGGCGGCGUGGUGGUGGUCCGCAGGAGCCGGCCGCGGCCGCGGGUCGCCGGGGCCCGCCGGGCUCCCCGGCGACGCGCCGGAGCCUCUCUACUCGGCGGUGUUCGGCGAGCGCCUGGAAGCCGCCCGCCGGCGCCACCCCUCGCAGUGCGACGAGCUGUGGCGCCGCGUCAACAUCACGCUGCGGCGCCACCUUGCCGCGCUGGCCGACGGCGACCCCGGCACGCCGAGCCAGCCGGCGACGCUGCUGCUGGCGUCGGGCCCCCGGGGUCUCGGCGCCGCCGAGGGGCUGGCGGCCGACCUGGCCGCGGCCUACGGAGACGCCGCCGCCGCCGCCGCGUCGGACGACGGCGGCGGCGAUGGCGUCGGGGGGCGGGCGACGGUGACGCUGAGCGGCGUGGAACUGUCGGGGAUGUCGGGCGACGACGCCAAGCUGGAGUUGGACGCGCGGCUGCAGUCGGCGCUGGGCGGAGCCGACGCCGGCGCCGGUGCCGCCGUCGCGCUGGAGCGGCUGGAGCGGCUGCCGCCGGCGUCGACGCUCAUGCUGUACGCGUACUGCGACCACGAGACGGCCAAGUUCAAGCGCGCUCUCCUCGUCUUCACGGUGCUGCUCGACCACGACGAUCGCCGUGGCGACGGCGACGGUGGCCGUGGCGACGGUGGCCGUGACGACGGUGGCCGUGGCGACGGCGGGGAGGCCGGCGAGGGUAGCUGCCGGGCCCUGCGGGAUUUUUCGGACCGGGUUUACGCGUCGCUGCGGCGGGCGCUGGUGGGGCCGAGGCUCGACCUGGACAAGUUUGCGGGGCUGUGGAGCCGCGUCGCCACCGUGGUGCUGCCCGUGCAGCCGGAGGGGUCGCCCUGAUCGAUGUCGCUGUCGUCGCUGUCGUCGUCACUGUCGUCGUCGUCACUGUCGUCGCUGUCGUCGCUGUCGUCGCUGUCGUCACUGUCGUCACUGUCGUCACUGUCGUCGCGAUUGUCGUCGCUGUGAUCGUGGUCACCGUCACCGUGAUCGUGGUCACCGUGACGACGACGUCAUGAUUGUUGUCAACGUGAUCGUGGUCACCGUCACCACGAUCGUCGUUACCAUCGUCACCGUGAUCGUGGUCACCGUGACGACGACGUAGUGACGGUCGUCACCGUGAUGGUCGUCACCAUCGUCACCGUGAUCGUGGUCACCGUGACAACGACGUAAUGAGUGUCGUCACCGCGAUUGCCGUCAACGUAAUCAUCGUCACCGUCACGACGAUCGUCGUCGUCGUCGUCACUGUGAUCAUGGUCACCGUGACAACAACGUAAUGAUUGUCGUCACCGUGAUGGUCGUCACCACGAUCGCCGUCAACGUAAUCAUCGUCACCGUCACCACGAUCGUCGUCGUCGUCACUGUGAUCGUGGUCACCGUGACGACGACGUAGUGAUUGUCGUCACCGUGAUGGUCGUCACCACGAUCGCCGUCAUCGUAAUCAUCGUCACCGUCACCACGAUCGCCGUCACCAUCGUCACCGUGAUCGUCACCACUGGCCAAGGCUUAAUUUCAGUGGCACGGCACGUCCAGUAUCACUCUCGCUCUCGCAUGUGGCAACUUAAUCUCUUUUAAUGUGAGCCCUGUUGGGUCACAUGUAAGUCUAUGGGACCUGUGCAAGUCUAUGGGUCUCUGUGUGAGUCUAUGGGUCUCUGUGUGAGUCUAUGGGUCUCUGUGUGAGUCUAUGCGUUCUGUGCAAGUCUAUGGGUCUCUGUGCGAGUCUAUGGGUCUCUGUGUGAGUCUAUGGGUUCUGUGUGAGUCUAUGGGUCUCUGUGUGAGUCUAUGGGACCUGUGUGAGUCUAUGGGUCUCUGUGCGAGUCUAUGGGUCUCUGUGCGAGUCUAUGGGUCUCUGUGCGAGUCUAUGGGUCUCUGUGCGAGUCUAUGGGUCUCUGUGCGAGUCUAUGGGUCUCUGUGCGAGUCUAUGGGUCUCUGUGCGAGUCUAUGGGUCUCUGUGUGAGUCUAUGGGUCUCUGUGCGAGUCUAUGGGUCUCUGUGCGAGUCUAUGGGUCUCUGUGUGAGUCUAUGGGUCUCUGUGUGAGUCUAUGGGACCUGUGUGAGUCUAUGGGUCUCUGUGCGAGUCUAUGGGUCUCUGUGCGAGUCUAUGGGUCUCUGUGCGAGUCUAUGGGUCUCUGUGCGAGUCUAUGGGUCUCUGUGCGAGUCUAUGGGACCUCUGAGUCUAUGGAUGUUGUGUAAGUCUAUGGGUUCUGUGUGUCUAUGGCUUCUGUGUAAGUCUAUGGGACCUCUGAGUCUGUGGAUCUUGCGUUCUUCUAUAGGUCCUAUGUUAGUCCGUGUGGGGUCUCUUUGAGCCCUAAGAAGUGUAAGAAUCUUACGUUAAUAUAUGAAGGUAUGCACUAUGCAUUAAAUAUGCAGUAUCUUGCAGUCUGAAUGGUCGCCAUUGUCGUCGUCAUCACAACCAUCACCAUCAUCAUUGUCUUCAUCGUAAAACGCCACCAUCAUCUACGUCAUCACCAUCAUCACCGCCAUCACCAUCAUCACCAUCAUCAUUGUCUUUAUCGUAAAACGCCACCAUCAUCUCCUUCAACACCAUCAUCAUCACCAUCAUCAUCACCAUCAUCAUUGUCUUCAUCGUAAAACGCCACCGUCAUCACCAUCAUCACCAUCAUCAUUGUCUUCAUCGUAAAACGCCACCAUCAUCACCAUCGUCAUUGUCUUGAUUGUAAAACGCCACCAUCAUCGCCGCCAUCACCGUCAUCACCGUCAUCACCAUCAUCACCAUCCUCAUCGUAAAACGGCACCAUCAUCGCCGCCAUCACCGGCUUCACCAUCAUCACCAUCAUCACCAUCAUCAUUGUCUUCAUCGUAAAACGCCAUCGUCAUCACAGCAGCAGCCGCAGCAACAGCAGCAGCAGCCGCAGCAGCAGCAGCCGCAGCCGCAGCAGCCGCAGCAGCAGCCACAGCAGC
Messenger RNA from Lethenteron reissneri (Far Eastern brook lamprey), 3299 nucleotides. RefSeq names its product torsin-1A-interacting protein 1-like. Lineage: Eukaryota; Metazoa; Chordata; Hyperoartia; Petromyzontiformes; Petromyzontidae. The record is from RefSeq and is a predicted model, not a curated record. Gene Ontology annotation, biological process: membrane organization. Gene Ontology annotation, molecular function: ATPase activator activity. Gene Ontology annotation, cellular component: membrane.